AUGUCAAUCCACUACAACACAACAACCAUAUUUUUAAGUAUGUCCAAACAUUCACUGAAACAUUUAAAAACUCAGCUUGAGCAGUUGGAAGAGUUGAGCUCUCAGCUACAAAAUGGCUUAAGUGAUUUCGUUAAAGAGAUCACACAAAAAGCAUCUGAAUGUCUAGACAACACUUCUGACACCAAUGUGACGGUCAAAGACGCGAUGGUUAUGAUAACAACAGCACACAGUGCGAUACUUGAACACAUGGACUUGUUGACGGAAGCCAACAAACGGUAUCCUUCUAUUGUAACCAAUGAAGAAAACACAGUUUCAGAAAGCGUGAAAGUAAAAUCAAUCAAAGAUGAAAUAAACUCAGUGGCCCCUAAUUCUGAAAUAAUCCGACGACUGGAGGCUAUUGAGGCAACACUGUCAUCCCUUCAAGUAUUACAAAAGAAGUCUGAACACGACAUAACAGAAAUAAACCAAUGGCGGGGCACCUUUAUGGAAGAACAAACUGGCUGCUGGUCACAGAUUGAACAGUUAUCGAGGAAACAAAAACAGAAUAACAAAAACCUUAAAAAAGAAUUACAGUUACAAACAAAAGUUUGUACAGAUGACUUAGCCAAAAAAAUGGAUAAUCUUUCUGACUUGAUUACUGAUUUACAAGAAGAUGAAAAGAAAGCAUUGGCUAAUACAGAAAAACAACUUCAAAAUUUUAGUUCAAAGCAUGGCGUAGUGUGCAGCCUGCUACAACAGAGAUUUUCUCCCAUCUACAAGUUAAUGCAAGUAUUUAAUAACAAUUCGGUGAUACAAGCACAAAAUGUAAACAAGAUUGACAGUUUGCAAAAUGAUGUUUUAAAGUUGACGAAAGACGUCCAAGAAAUCGCCAAUCACCCAGCUGUGUAUUCUACAUUGGGUUUUAUCGCAUCAGAUGGACAUGUUGGUGACGAUUUUAACAUCGAGUUUAAAAAUGUUCAAAGCAACUUUGGCAACCAUUUUAAUCCCAAACUUGCAAGAUUUACUGCCCCUGCUGAAGGUCUGUAUAUAGUACGUCUGACAAUAAAAUCAAUGGAAGGUCUGGCUAUUUCAGCUGGUCUUUGGCAUGUAUGUGACAUUAUGGAUGAUUGGUCAUAUAGGCUUCUUCAUGUUGUUGAGACAGAAUAUAAUGAUGUUGAGACUUCAAAAACAUUUGUGGUUUCGUUGGAACCUGGGAAUAUUUUAUAUUUAGGUUCCGGUUACGAUUGCUGUUUGUGUACACAUUAUUCGAUUUUCUUCUUGGCAACGAAUUUCUCAAACUGGCAAAAUGUAAAUGGAAAUCUAGAUAGUAUUAGUAUCUAGUUUU
Molecule: messenger RNA, 1324 nt
Organism: Physella acuta
Lineage: Eukaryota; Metazoa; Mollusca; Gastropoda; Physidae
Molecular function (GO): protein binding
Source: RefSeq, a predicted model, not a curated record